GGGCCAGAUUUGGCCGCUGAGAGACUCUGAGAAUUUUGGACGCUGACAGGAUCCGGUUCCACAAUGUGCCACUGUGGCAGCGAAUCGGAGAGAUACGGGUCUCCCGUUCCCGUCUAGCAGUAGUUCGCACUGGAACGCCAUCCUCCUUCCGGCUUUGAAUUUCUCUGGGAACAGCGUUGAACCCUUAAGCACUGUAGAAUACAUGUCGCCGAAACCUGAGUCUGCUUCAAAGUCAAACCCCUACUUCAAACCCGGCUCCACCGUCGAGGUAAGCUCUGACGAUGAAGGAUUUCGCGGAUCUUGGUUCGUUGGCACCAUUAUACGCCGCUGCACUUCCAAGAAAAACCAGAACAAAUUCUUGGUGGAGUACAAGACCAUCGUGGCCGACGAAAAGGGCUCCAAACCCCUGAGAGAGAUGCUGGAGCUUCACCAACUUCGACCCCCUGCCCCAAGGGAGACUGACCGUGAAUUCAAGUUCGGCGAGGAGGUCGAUGCAUACCACAAUGAUGGCUGGUGGGAAGGCUCCAUAACCGAAGAAUUGGGAAACGGCAGGUUCGCGGUGUACUUCAGGGCCUCAAAGGAGCAGAUUGAUUUCCGGAAGGAGGACCUUAGGCUUCAUCGCGAGUGGGUCAAUGGGAAUUGGGUCCCUCCGUUGGAAGAGCCGUCGGAGGAAAAGAAAAUUUUACCAAACGAUGUGAAGGCUGGUGAAGAAACAAUGACGGACAUGUUUUGCAAGGGGACACUAGUUGAGGUUAGCAGUGACGAGGAAGGUUUUGAAGGAGCUUGGUUUGCUGCUACUGUUGUUAAACCAAAGGGAAAAGAUAAGUUUCUUGUUGAGUACCUGAACCUACGGACUGAUGAUGAUUCGGAGUUUUUGAAAGAGGAAAUUGAUAUCUUACAUAUUCGGCCUUAUCCACCAGAACAUAUUUGUGGUCAGUUUAAUUUUCUUCAGGAAGUUGAUGCUUUGUACAAUGACGGAUGGUGGGUUGGAGUGAUUUCUAAAGUGCUCGGCAACUCAAGGUAUGUAGUAUACUUCAGGAACACUAAUGAAGAAUUAGAGUUUCCGCACUCCGAGUUAAGGCUACAUCAGGACUGGAUCAGUGGAAAAUGGGUCAUUGCUUCGCAGGCAUUGAAGUUGUAGGCACUGUAGAAAGGAGAGCUGUGGAAAGAAGCUAAGCGUUAAGGUUUGGUGAUUAGACAAGUUCCCGCUAACUGCAGUGAUGAGGAUAAAGUUUCACUUGCACAUAUUUCUAGUGUAGAAUCUCAAGACACAGAAAACUUGUUGCUUUGGUUCCGGCCUGUCAUGUUCAUAGGAAUGACAAUUAAAAAUUGUGCAGAAAAUGCCUUUGUGUAAAUCAUAUAUAUUAUAAGAUUAAGAGUUAUUUUUACUCCUCAAUUUUACUUAAAAAAGUUAUUAGGGAUUCUAAAUUUAAUUAUGAGUUAAUUUUGUCUUUCAAUUUUAAA
Molecule: messenger RNA, 1464 nt
Organism: Prosopis cineraria
Lineage: Eukaryota; Viridiplantae; Streptophyta; Magnoliopsida; Fabales; Fabaceae
Product: protein AGENET DOMAIN (AGD)-CONTAINING P1
Exons: 3
Coding region: 203-1141 (312 amino acids)
Source: RefSeq, a predicted model, not a curated record